CUCGUUAGUCGUUACUGAUAGGUGGUCACCGAUAUUUACGAAUUGCAACCGUGUGGCUGUUGUAAUGUAUGGGGCAGGGGAAAAGAGGGGUGCAAGCAAAACAAAAAAUAACAAAAAGUGAACUGCUUGCCGCGAUUUAUAGAGCAAGUGCCAAAUAUAUCACAAGCUAAAUGUAAAAUUAAAGCUUCUCACUUACAUUAUUAAACGCAGGUUGUUGGCUGUUACGGAGCAGCAAGUUAAUUUUUAUGUUUGCGACACUGAAUUAUUUAUUACACAACAAUAAAUCAAACAAAAAAAGAAGCCAAGCACAUUGCAACAUAGGGUAAAAUUGGCAAACGGUAGCUAAAUAUAGUUUGUAAACAAAAGAAAGAGGAAAAGCAAUUAACGGCUGCGGGCCAGGCAUUGACACUGACCCAUUGAUACGUACAAAAUUGUUGUCUGUCGUCGGCCGACGAAAAAAUAAAUACGGCGGAGUGUGCAUUGUUGGUAUUCACGUGUAGCCGGUGGGGACAGGGCAAUGGCAAACAGACAAAUGGCACAACCACAAGAAAAUCAUUUGCGCCUAUCGUGGCACGAUACACAGAUGAUGGCAUCACUCAGUCCACAGACUGUGAUGGAUUAUUUUUGCCGCAAGAGUAAUCCCUUCUACGAUCAUCAGUGUAACAAUGAAACUAUUCGCAUGCAGCGUCUAGGACCUGAACAUUUGCAUAACAUGCUAGGACUGGAGUACAUCUUAUUGCAUGUAGCCGAGCCCAUAUUGUAUGUCAUACGCAAGCAACAUCGCUAUAAUCCCUCAGACGCAACUCCCAUUGCGGAUUACUAUAUUAUCGGCGGCACUGUCUAUAAAGCGCCUGAUUUAGCAAAUGUGAUAAAUGCGCGAAUUCUCAAUACGGUUGUCAACCUGCAGUCGGCGUUCGAAGAAGCCAGCAGCUAUGCCCGCUAUCAUCCUAACAAAGGUUAUACCUGGGACUUUUCCUCAAAUAAAGUUUUGUCUGACAAAUCAAAGGCUGAUAAAAAGGAUGCUAAUGCAGCUAAGGAUGACAACAGCGGAACAUUGUUUCAAAAGCAACGUGUGGACAUGUUGCUGGCGGAGCUCCUACGCAAAUUUCCGCCUCCCAUUCCACCUAUGCUACAAAAUCUACAACAACCUCUGCAGCCGGGACAGUUGCCAAGCUCAACAGAUGGCAUGGCGGAUGCUACGGGGCCAUUGGAUAUAGCUACUGAAGGCAUUGAUAUGAAACCACCCCCUGAAAAAAAGAGCAAAUAAGCAUUAAAUUAAUAUAAAUAAAUCAAUUUUAUAUACACACUACAUAU
Drosophila busckii is the source of this 1314-nucleotide messenger RNA. RefSeq names its product mediator of RNA polymerase II transcription subunit 6 (gene MED6). The record is from RefSeq and is a predicted model, not a curated record. Gene Ontology annotation, cellular component: mediator complex; core mediator complex. Lineage: Eukaryota; Metazoa; Arthropoda; Insecta; Diptera; Drosophilidae. Gene Ontology annotation, molecular function: transcription coactivator activity. The transcript has 4 exons. The coding region runs from base 518 to 1267 and encodes 249 amino acids. Gene Ontology annotation, biological process: regulation of transcription by RNA polymerase II.